AUGAAUUUAGUCAAACUUUUCUCUAUUGUUUUGUCAGUUCUGUUAUUUUUUAUUGGGGAUGUAUUUUCCCUUUCUUCAUCAGAAUAUCAAUGUACUUUCAAUUUCUUUAAUAAAAUUUCUAAUGUCAACCAGGAAUUUUAUUAUAAUUCAAACACUCUUCUUUACGACUUUUGUAAUUCACCAUUAACUCCUAUGAAUGCUUUGGUUAAUUGUGAUGCACAAAAUGUUGUAAAUAUUAGAGCGACCCAAACAAAUAAAAAUUUAAUUUCACCAUCUGAUUUUCAAUGCUUUUCAUCAAUUAAUACAUUAAAUAUCGAUGGAUUCAAAGUUUCUAAAAACUUUUUAAUUGGAUUAUUCCCUCAAUCAUUAAAAUCGAUUUCUUUAAUUAAUGGUAAUUCUUCGAUAUUUGAUGUUGAUAUUGGUGUUGGGAAAUCAAUUACAAUUCCAGUUUUAAGUACAAAGGUUUAUCUUUCUGGCCCAUUAAACAUUUAUUUCUCAAGUCUUUUAAAUGUUAAAAAGUUUUCUCUCAUCACCCAAACUUUAAAUCCAAAAUAUAAAAUCAAUUAUAUCAAUGAUUUACUUGAAACGUCGACAUCAUUUGAAUACUUCUUUGCAUACACCCAUUUCAUCCCAUCAAUGAAUAAUAUUCUAAUGGAAUUAUUACAACUUACCCUUUUACCGGGCACAGAUUCAAACUCAUUCUCUGCUUUUUCAACAUAUGCAAAUGUAACUUCAUUCUCUUUAACAUCAUCAAAUUCUGUUGUUUACCCAUUCCCAGUGGCAUUGGCUUCAAUUCCAAUUAGAAAUAUUUUCAAUGUAAAUGGUGAAUUCCCAUUCUCUGCUUUACCAUCAACAUUAACCUUUUUUAUCCUUUAUUUAAGAAAUAACAAAAUGGGUGGUAUUAUUCCAACAAGUUUCCCAUCAAAUUUAUUUUCAAAAGAUAUUUCUUUAUAUCUUAGUGAUAAUUUAUUAACUGGACAAAUCGAUGAAACUUGGUGUUCAAUUGAUUUUGACAUUAGUAAUAAUUUAAUUGGUGGUCAAGCACCAUCAUGUGUUGUUUGUAAUUAUUUGCAACCAUCGACUAGUGCUAUCUUUAGUGGAAAUAAAUUUACAAAUUUAGAUAUUAAUAAUUUACAAAAUUGUACAAACCUUGAAUUUAAUUUAUCCUAUGACAAUGUUACCAAAUCAUUGUUUUUAAAUGGUAACAAUCUUGGUUUCUUUACAUCAUCAUUCACAUUAGACAAUCCAAAGAAUUGGGCAAAAUCAAUUAUAACUAUUAAUGAACAAUUUCAAAUCAAAAAGAGUUUAACUGCAACUGGUCCAAUUCCAAAAGGGUUCAAUAUUACAUUCCCUUAUUUACCACAAGGUCCAAGAACUUUUGAAAUUAUAGCUUAUAAUGAAUUCAUUGUUAACAAUUGA
Molecule: messenger RNA, 1419 nt
Organism: Dictyostelium discoideum AX4
Lineage: Eukaryota; Evosea; Eumycetozoa; Dictyosteliales; Dictyosteliaceae
Exons: 6
Coding region: 1-1419 (472 amino acids)
Source: RefSeq, a predicted model, not a curated record